Messenger RNA from Capsella rubella, 1984 nucleotides. Its product is annotated as L-ascorbate oxidase. Bases 35 to 1762 code for a protein of 575 amino acids. The transcript is spliced from 5 exons. Lineage: Eukaryota; Viridiplantae; Streptophyta; Magnoliopsida; Brassicales; Brassicaceae. The record is from RefSeq and is a predicted model, not a curated record. Gene Ontology annotation, molecular function: copper ion binding; oxidoreductase activity. Gene Ontology annotation, cellular component: plasmodesma; extracellular region.
CAUCAUCAUUCACAUUUCACAUUCAGAAGCCAAUAUGGGUUUGUGGUGGAUAGUGGUGGUGGCCGUCUUGGCUAAUACGGCGUCUGCGGCCGUGAGAGAAUAUCAUUGGGAGGUUGAGUAUAAGUUCUGGUGGCCAGACUGUAAUGAAGGCGCCGUCAUGACCGUCAACGGUCAGUUUCCUGGCCCGACCAUAAAAGCCGUCGCCGGAGACACCAUCGUCGUCCAUCUCACCAACAAACUCACCACCGAAGGCCUUGUCAUCCAUUGGCAUGGAAUCCGUCAGUUGGGAAGUCCAUGGGCAGAUGGAGCAGCAGGAGUUACUCAGUGUGCCAUUAAUCCUGGAGAGACUUUUACCUACAAAUUCACUGUUGAGAAGCCGGGAACGCACUUCUACCAUGGACACUACGGCAUGCAGAGAUCAGCCGGGCUCUAUGGAUCGCUAAUAGUGGACGUAGCUAAAGGACAGAGAGAGAGGUUGAGAUACGAUGGAGAGUUUAAUCUCUUGCUAAGUGACUGGUGGCAUGAGCCUAUAUCUUCCCAAGAACUCGGUCUUUCUUCCAAACCUAUGCGCUGGAUCGGUGAAGCUCAGAGCAUAUUGAUAAAUGGGAGGGGACAAUUCAAUUGUUCAUUGGCGGCACAGUUUAGCAACAACAACAACAACACAUCAUCAUUACCAAUGUGCACGUUUAAAGAAGGUGACCAGUGCGCACCACAGAAACUCCACGUGGAGCCUAACAAGACUUACCGAAUCAGACUCGCCAGCACCACCGCUCUCGCCUCCCUCAACUUGGCUAUUCAGGGACACAAGCUCGUGGUGGUCGAAGCUGACGCCAACUACGUUACGCCGUUCACCACCGACGAUAUCGACAUAUACUCCGGCGAGAGCUACUCUGUCCUUCUCACUACUGAUCAAGACCCUUCACAGAACUACUACAUCUCCGUCGGCGUCCGUGGCCGCAAACCAAACACAAAUCAAGCACUCACUAUAUUAAACUACGUAACCGCCCCCGCUUCGAAACUCCCUUCUUCUCCUCCGCCGGUGACUCCACGGUGGGACGAUUUCGAGCGGAGCAAAAACUUCUCCAAGAAGAUCUUCUCAGCGAUGGGAUCACCACCGCCGCCGAAGAAAUACAGAAAACGUUUGAUCCUCCUCAACACUCAGAAUCUAAUCGACGGAUACACGAAAUGGGCGAUCAACAACGUGUCUCUGAUGACUCCGGCGACUCCGUAUCUCGGUUCGGUUAAAUACAAUUUAAAACUCGGAUUUAACCGGAAAUCGCCGCCGAAGACGUACCGGUUCGAUUACGACAUUAUGAACCCGCCUCCGUUUCCUAACACCACUACGGGUAACGGGAUUUAUGUUUUCCCGUUUAACGUAACGGUGGACGUGAUUCUACAAAACUCGAACGUUUUGAAAGGUGUGGUUAGUGAGAUUCAUCCGUGGCACCUUCACGGCCACGAUUUCUGGGUUUUGGGUUACGGAGAUGGGAAAUUUAAACCGGGGGUUGAUGAGAAGACGUAUAAUCUGAAGAACCCGCCGUUACGGAAUACGGCGAUAUUGUAUCCGUAUGGAUGGACGGCGUUAAGGUUUGUGACGGAUAAUCCCGGGGUUUGGUUUUUUCAUUGUCAUAUUGAACCGCAUUUGCAUAUGGGUAUGGGUGUGGUUUUUGCUGAGGGAUUAAACCGGAUUGGUAAGAUACCUGAUGAGGCGCUUGGUUGUGGUUUAACCAAACAAUAUCUCAUGAACCGGCACAGGGGUUAGUAAAGUUGUUAUGAUCACUUCAGUAAUUAUUUUGUCUUGUGGCAGUAUUUUGAGUGUGAGAGAAAGCUUUUGCGUUUUUGGUUGUGUUCUGUAUUAUUAGUAAACCGAAGAUUGUUGGUUCGUAUUAUUGGUGUAGUUGGUUAGUCGGUUGUAGUGAACUUUGAUUUGGAUUGGUUUAAGAAUAGUAUGUAUGGUGAAGAAACCGGCAACUUUUAUUUAUCA